UGGUUUUGUAUAUGAAAAGGAUUAUACACACGUGAGAAGGAGAGACUCGCGGAGAUGUCGUUGGUAGAUUACGCCUCGUCCGACGACGAAGACGACGUCGUUCCGGUUGAUCCCGUCGGAGAAGACGACAAGGCUCAACCUCAAGGUCCUCAACCUCGCCCAAACCACAACCAGCUUACUGAACCAAGUGAGAAGCCUGAACCUGAAAUUGUGAAACUUCCUGAUGCUUCAGAACUGUUGAACUCUUCUGAAUUUUCAUAUAGUUCAUUGAGUGGUCAAAGUGCAUCAUCAUCAUCAAGGAAGAGAGACCCAGUUGGUUUAGGUUCGUCUCUGCCGCGCAGUAAAGUUCCAAAAGGGAUUUUGAGUCAUUCCAAGAGUGUUCCAGAUACUGUUGGUGGCAUUCUUGUUCCUCCCCAACUUCGUGGAAGGAGCAACGUUGUUACAGAAGACAUAAACAAGCUCUUUGUCAAAAAGCAAGUCGAACCUUCAUCGAAGUAGGUGAUAACUAACAAUGAUUGUAGUAUAGUGUUUGGAUAAUAAGACCUUUCAUGAACGAAUCUCAACUUGUUGAGAGACUAGUAGAAUGUAAAAGCUAUGUAGCAAUUGCAUUCUACAAUUGUUUUAGUUAAUGAGAUUGUUAAAGUAGAAUUUACAACUUUAAACAAGUACUAUUGGAUUGAAAGUAGUCAAUGCAGUUUUGGUAGUUUUUGUGUACA
Cannabis sativa is the source of this 716-nucleotide messenger RNA. RefSeq lists its product as uncharacterized. The transcript has 3 exons. The record is from RefSeq and is a predicted model, not a curated record. Bases 55 to 498 code for a protein of 147 amino acids. Lineage: Eukaryota; Viridiplantae; Streptophyta; Magnoliopsida; Rosales; Cannabaceae.